AUGAGAAAGUGGCUGUCGGUCGAUAAGAGGCGGGAACGGUGGCGGUACGCCAUUGGCGGGGCGCCGCGGACGGCCGCCGCCACCGCGUGCCGCCGCGUGUGCUGCACACGCAUUUCGGACACCGUGACGUGCGGCCCUCUGCAGCUGCUGAUCGGCCGUGCGUGCAUUUACUGUCUUCUUAGCAGCGACCCGUCCGCUCGCUUCGCCGGCACUCUACACGCGUUGCACCGUCACGAGAAAAUUCCGUUACCGCUCGCCGGACGUCGCCACAGCGUUUCUGUACGGCCGGCGCAGGCCAUGAGCAACGGCAAGACCACUACGCCGCCGGCCACCGCGGCCAACGCGGCGGCCGCCGCAGCAGCAGCGGCUGCAGCGGCUGCGGCCGCGAUGCUGUUGCACCAACACCAGUCACCGUCGCUGAACCACCAUCAUGCCGCUGCCGCCGCAGCCGCGGCCGCGGCCUAUCACCAGCACCAGCAGCAGCAACACCAACACUUGCAGCAUCAGUUACAGCACCGUGCUCAACACGAACAACAAAUGCACCAUCAUCACCAGCAACAGCAACAACAGCAGCAGCAACAGCAACAGCAGCAGCAACAGCAACAGCAACAGCAGCAACACGACGGGAGCACGGGAGCUAUCACCGUGGCGGCGGCGGUUCAGGAAGUCGUGGCGGUCGCACAACAGCAGCAACACAUCAAGCGACCCAUGAACGCGUUCAUGGUGUGGUCCAGGGGACAACGGCGUAAGAUGGCCCAGGAAAACCCGAAAAUGCACAACUCCGAGAUCAGCAAGCGGCUGGGCGCCGAGUGGAAGCUGCUGACCGAACCGCAAAAACGGCCGUUCAUCGACGAAGCAAAACGUUUGAGGGCGCUACACAUGAAGGAGCAUCCAGACUACAAGUACCGUCCUCGUCGCAAGCCGAAGACGAUGGUGCAGAAGAAAACCGACACCGGUGCGGUGUCCGGUAAACCGGUGCCGUACUCGGUGCGCGACCUGUUACCGCAACACGAAGCGUCGGCCGCGGGCGUCGGCGGAUCUACCUCCGCCUCGGCCACCGGAUCGAUGGCGCAGAUGUCGACGGCCGGCGACCACCAGUCGUCCGCCUCUGCUGUGGCCAAAUUCCCGCGCGCCUACUUCUCGCCGUACCAACACCACCACUACCCGUCGUCGUUCUAUCAGCAGGUGGCCAAGGACCUGUCGACGGUGGCCGGAGGCGGUGGCGCUGGCACCGAAGCGGCCGCCGCGGGAAAAGCCGUCCACGAUCUAGCGCUGCACGCGCUCUACGGCAGUUCGCUGUACUCUCGCGCCGUCUCAUUGGCCACCGGGUGGCCGAUAAUGGCCGCGGCCAGCGUGACUGCGGCCGGUUCCAACGGCGGGUGUCCGGUCAACUGCGCCGAGUGCGGUCAGCACGCCGAACGUCCGGCACAGUCGUCGCUGCACCCGCCGCAGCCGCCCAGGCCGGCGCACGAGUCAUCCACGUCGUCGUCCACGCCGUCGCCGCCCGCCCAACUGCCGCCGCCGCCGUUACUGUCCACCGCCGCCGCCGCCGCGGCUGUCAUCAAGCGGCCUAUCGCCUUGCUCGUCAAGCCGGACCGCGUCGGGCCGGCCGGAUUACACGCGCAACACGUCAUAUGA
Molecule: messenger RNA, 1638 nt
Organism: Rhopalosiphum maidis (corn leaf aphid)
Lineage: Eukaryota; Metazoa; Arthropoda; Insecta; Hemiptera; Aphididae
Product: transcription factor SOX-5-like
Exons: 2
Coding region: 1-1638 (545 amino acids)
Biological process (GO): regulation of DNA-templated transcription; cell differentiation; anatomical structure morphogenesis
Molecular function (GO): DNA-binding transcription factor activity, RNA polymerase II-specific; RNA polymerase II cis-regulatory region sequence-specific DNA binding
Source: RefSeq, a predicted model, not a curated record